Babesia bovis T2Bo is the source of this 550-nucleotide messenger RNA. Its product is annotated as variant erythrocyte surface antigen-1 beta subunit. The record is from RefSeq and is a predicted model, not a curated record. The transcript is spliced from 4 exons. Bases 10 to 549 code for a protein of 179 amino acids. NCBI's taxonomy places the organism in Eukaryota, Apicomplexa, Aconoidasida, Piroplasmida, Babesiidae.
CUAGAGGUAAUGUUGCAGGGUACCGAGGUCAUAGAGACACUGAUAGACCAGUUGGCACAGGGACUACAGAAGUGGGUUGGGUGGCAGGAAGGGGGAAACUCAUUUGGACCAAAUAUUACUGAAAAUGGCAUUGCCAGGAAAUGGAGUGCAGGGGAAUCAAAAAAGGAGUAUCGAUCAUCAUAUGAUAAUGGCCUUGGUUCGUUGUGUACAUGGACCAAAAUAGUCAAUGGUACCACUGGUAGUGCCGGAGGAAGUGGAAGUGCUGGUAGUGCCAGUACUGUCAACGCAGUUAAAGCUGCCCAGGAGGUCCACCUCCUGGCCCGUAUUUUCCUAGGGUCAGUAUGUCUCAUCUGGAGUGGACUCAGUCAGUUGGGGUUCCUAACUAAGGAGGGGAGUGGUGGUGAUAAGAGGUGGAGCCAGGAUGGAACACUGAGUGAGGUCGGAAAAGGUCUCGGCUCAUUCAUGGCGGCCAUGGGCUAUGACCUGGAUAGGUUGAAUCAGGGUAAAGGUAAGUACUGCCUAGGGUGGUCAUAUGAAAAGGACGAGUAAC